This is a messenger RNA of Alternaria alternata, 1720 nucleotides long. RefSeq lists its product as hypothetical. The coding region runs from base 467 to 1462 and encodes 331 amino acids. The transcript has 3 exons. Lineage: Eukaryota; Fungi; Ascomycota; Dothideomycetes; Pleosporales; Pleosporaceae. The record is from RefSeq and is a predicted model, not a curated record.
UUGUGUCAUACGGCGUUUCAGGGACGGACUGCACGCUCCUCACGCUCAAUCUGAAUAUCCAUGAAUCCCACUCGCAGGUCAAGUUUCAUUACCAAUUUCGCGUUACUCAUAUUACUCUAGUCUGUUGGGCAGAUAUAUGUUGCGACAAGUUUUUCAGAUCGCGCCGUACCAUCGCUUUCACCUCCGACAAGCUUACAGGAUAUACCCCACGCUUGACCCUAUGUCCCACAGGCCGCCGGCACAUACGAUACCCAAAGAUACGAGGUAGGGUUAUUGGUGGCGCUCGGCCAGACCGAUGUGUCACAAUCAUGUAGACUUGUGCAGGAAGGCUGAGGCUUUGCCUUCUCAGCUUGGGGAACAAGGGUAGCCGAGGACAGGUACAGCACCCGUGGAUCAUCGACGCAUCUCUCGCUGGCAUAUACAACACCAUAGGAAUUUGUACCAUAUUAUUUAUACAUAGAUCGCGAUGCAACUGUGUCUCUAUCUUUGCACCCUACGGAUUGCAUCACUGGUCGUUGCGAAAUAUAUUCCCGAUCUGCAGGUACAGAGCACAAGAGUGCAGGCAACAAUAUCAGCGAGUGUUAUUACACCAGCACCUCUAGUACACGGCGAUGUCUUCAAAAGGUCUAUCGCGACAUGCGGCUUCGUUCGCGGCAACUCAGCACUACCUAUCACAUGUGCAGAGGACUAUGCCUGCAUCACUACACAGAACUUACAACUCGGCUUUGCAUGCUGCAACAAUGUCGAGUGUCUCGAUGAUUGGGCUACAUGCCGGCCGUAUGGUCAGACCGACUGUAUGGGUGUAGCCCUACCAGAGGAUACCUGCUCUUCCAUAUACGGCUCGAUCCUUCAAUGCUCACAGCAAGCACAGCAGUGCUUCCGUUAUGCUCGCAGCUCUGUACUCGGAGCAAAGGAAACAUUCUAUUCGUGGGCAUGCGGAACAGCUUCAGAUGACAUCCUCGUGCUUGCGACUGUUACAGAUGGAACUUUUCAAACACUAGACUCUGACACCACGGGAGUUGAUGACCUUUUUCAUUCAAUCACUAGCGGUUCCGGGGCAACUGCUGCACCCAACGGCCCUUCGGUCGCUGUCGCCAACAGUAGUCCACUUAGUACGACAGCGAUUGCUCUCAUAUCAGUGGCCGCUGCCGUUUUUCUCAUCAUUGCUCUGCUGAUCGGAUACUGCUGUUGCUGGAAAAGGUUUAUCAAGCAGCACCAGCGGGACAAAGAAAUCGUUCAACAAACCAGGCCUCAACAGAUGCCAUACCAGCCAACUGUUACAAGUGGCCCCCGUUCUGAGUACAUACCCUCUUGGAGUAGCAGAACACCUCUCGGAGCGAAUCCGGACGCGCCGCCAUCUGUUGCUGCUAGUGAUUAUUCUGGUGUCACUGCAAGUGACAUGGCGAGGCCAAUGGCGACACUGCACGAACAGCACAGCGGCUAUGGGUACAGGUCUUAUUGAUGUAUAGCCGUGGAAUAAGCUCUGACAGCAUGCUCGACAUUUUAUGAUUCUAGCACGAUAGAAUUGAAUGCUGAAUCAGCGUUGAUAGAUGGAUGGCGACCUACUUUGUAUCCUAUUUUACUCUGCCCAACUUCGACGCUUAUAGACACGUUGAAUAAGAUUGGAAAAGACGAUAGUGAAGAGUGUAUACACUUCCUUCAGAGUGCUGCUUCCCAUAUCUUUCUGGUAGCCUCCAGUUUGCGUACUUUGUCGCUCCUG